Ostreobium quekettii is the source of this 489-nucleotide messenger RNA. NCBI's taxonomy places the organism in Eukaryota, Viridiplantae, Chlorophyta, Ulvophyceae, Bryopsidales, Ostreobiaceae. The record is from the annotation of a GenBank genome assembly.
AUGCAAGGCCAUGUCCUGAUUUCAAUUGCACUGAGCAAAGCUCUCUAUGUGAGACCUAACUUGCGCGUUCCUCUCAUUUGCAGGGCCACAUCCUCAACUUGGGCCAUGGUGUGCUGGUUGGAACCCCUGAGGAUAAUGUUGGCCAUUUCUUCAAGGUGGCCAGACAAAUACGCUACAAUGCGCCUGUCUCUGUGUGACAUCGCCGGCAUGCCCUGUCCUGUGCAAAGACAUACAUGUCUACCUUUCUGUGUGAUGUGGCAACAUAAGCGUGCCCUCGAGUCCAACAUCCGCACGCUGUUGCCCAUGUCUGCGGCUUGGUGGCUGCUGCACAGCAGCGUUGCAAUGGAUGCUGAGCGGUGCAAAGCAGCGAAGCUGCAGGAAUGGCGUGGGGUUGCAGAGUGCCUGAGGGUGUGGCCCCACCAAUGUCCCAUCGCUCGUCGCCAUUUUGAGAAGACAACCCAAAGCGACAACCGAAGCAGGCUUUACUGA